Aedes albopictus (Asian tiger mosquito) is the source of this 13288-nucleotide messenger RNA. RefSeq lists its product as uncharacterized. The transcript is spliced from 10 exons. The coding region runs from base 1164 to 12206 and encodes 3680 amino acids. Lineage: Eukaryota; Metazoa; Arthropoda; Insecta; Diptera; Culicidae. The record is from RefSeq and is a predicted model, not a curated record.
AUUUUAGCGUAUGGUCGAGCCUUCGCGGUCAGUGUUCAAUUUGCAAUCGAACCGACUAGACGCGCGAUGAUAAACGACGCGGCCUACUACGUGUGGUGAUACAGAGACCCCAAGCAAGCUGAAAAAGAGAAGAGACCCCAAGUGUGCACGGUGCGUGCGGUGAAACGAACAACGGUCGAACGGGGCUGGUGACGGAUAACGAUAUGAUAUGAUAGUGUGAGCACUUUCGUCACAGCCGGAUGAAAAAAAAGAUGAGAUGCUUUUGAUGAGGUCCAAUUAGAGAAAGGCAAAGCGAAGAAAAGAGAGUUUUACGAGUGCGUGUGCGUGCUUUGAUAAGGGCAAAACGAUCAGAGUGAAUAAACAACAGCCCGCGGCGGGGGAAUUGCUUGAUCCGGAUGAUAAUACAAUUAAUGCUCAGCGUCGUUGCGAGCAAAGUGAUAAUUUAUGGACUGUUUUGCAUGAUCAAGUGCUGAAACAAGCUCUCGGGUCAAUAUUUCCGAAGGAAAAAGAUAAAAACCCUGUCCAAUUACGAAGGGGGCUGUGCGAGUGCAGUGAACAAUUAUCUACAAUUGGUUGGUGCGACGAGGAUGAAGGUGUCAACACGUUGAUAUUAGAAUCACACAUCAGUUCAGAAGGAUCUUGGAAGCGACGACAGCAAUCAAUUGAACUAGAGGAGAUUUCUACUUAUUUCCAUAUAAGAUUCACACAUCUUCCUGUUUCGGAACUGCCAGAUGUAGUAGAGUGCUCUUCAUCGUCUUCACAACUCCAAGAAUCUCCAAACAAGCCCGGCGCGCCUCUACCGGCAGGCACGCGUGCGUGGUUGUCGAACAGUUUAAAGUCAAGUGACAACGCGCUGCCCGUUUGUCCGAAUGAUACGGAUAAGUGUGACUACAAGCGCAUGCCAAUAUUUGUUUUGAACCGCGUUUCAGUUAUUUUUCUGCUCCCCAUUCGAAAUACCCCCUGGUUUCGAACGACUUUGAGCGAGAAUAAGACCUCUGCUGCUUCGAGUCGAGUUAGCGCGACUGACUGGGACGUGCCGCGCGUGUGCGUAUCGCAGUAAGCGGUGAACUUCACCGUUUCGGAGUGUAAUCAAAGCGAGGACUUUUGUGUGUGCAGCUUCUGGAAUUGGAAUAAUACGAAGCGAAAAAAACUAGCAGACGAAAAUGGCUUCGCAAAUUGCGUCGGCGAACGUCGACAUCACCGCCAUCAGAGAUGAGGAUCUCCUGCGGAAAAUGUGGCACGACGCACAGGACUUUGGCCGCAAACGGGAGAUCCGUGCGCAUAUGUACAAACUGCGCGAGGAGCGCCUUAAAGCCCUGUACGCCCCCGGAGACGCCGCCCCGCUAGCGCCGUCCUCGCCGUUCAUCAUGGAACAGCACAACACCAGCAGUGCCAAGUUCGGGCUGUCCAAGACGUCCGUCACCGGAAGCCACGGCGACUCGCUCGCCGACCAGAGCUUCGAAAGCUUCAAAACCAAGGAAAUCAGAGACUCGGAGAGUCCCACUCGAUUCGGAACCGUCAUCCCUUCAGACAACAGCGGCUGGCACGUUAAGUCGUCUGAAGAGCGAAGUGCAGACGGUAAGACCCACACCAUUCGCAGCUCAGCCACUACAGAAGGAACCAAGGACGUCCAAGGCGGACGCACUUCGUUCGCCGGUAAAAACGAAGAAGUCAGCAGCGAACGCUUCGAAGGCGACGAUAAGAACUUUGUCCGCAGCUCCGGUGAUCAAUCGGCAACCUUCCUGGCGGAAAACACCGUUCUGGAAGGUGAAGAUGGCAGCACGAUCUCCAAGAAGUCCACAACGAUGUCGUCGUCUUCGUCGAAGGUGAUCCGCUCGCAACAGACCUUCGGCGACACCAUCGAAAUGGGUAAAAUGGAGUUGCCCCCUGCCAAUACCAACAUUCCGGAGUUUACCUGCGGACUCUCGACCAGUAUGGAAAAGUCUACAAAAUCAACCACAGAGACGCAUGAAACUGAUGGAAACGUGACUAGCAAAUCCCUAUCCAGCGAUCCGGAUCGUGUGAGCGAGGCUUUCCGCCUGGCGGAACUCCCCGGCAAGGUCAUCGAACGAGACGUCCGAAUGAUCAACCCUUCCACUAGAAUGAUCACCAUCACCAAGAAGCUCGAAGACGGAACUACUGUCACGACCCGGAACUACGAGAAGAUCGGCGUUGAACCGGAGAAACCGUUCGAUCAGCAGGCACACGCGGAAACUCAAAAACGACUCAAUGCCGCCGUCGAAGCCCUGAGCAACAAAAACCGAGACGAGAUCGAGCAUCGAUCGGUCAAAAAGGACCUCACCGAGAAGGUCACCAAUUUGCAGUUCAUCGCCGAGGAACGCUCGGAAACCGAACGAGUCGAACAGGUCAAGAAACAACAGCAAGAAACCAUCACUCAGCAAAAGGUUACCGUUGAGGUCGAUCCGGCGCACGACUCCUUUGCCCGUUCGCUGCGCUGCGUUUCGCCAACCGAGAGCACUCGCUCGGUACGCUCGAACUCCACAACCGGGCGAUCCAGCGUUAGCCCGGACAAAUCCGCCCGCGGACGGCGCUCUCCGUCGCGGGAAUCCGAUACUAGUCGUCUCAGCACCCACACAACUACUCGCUCCAGUCGCACCGACCAAGUGGAGAACAAGGACUACAUGAAGCCGACCAUCACCUCGGAACGAAAACAGUCAUCCUUCAAGGAAACAGUCGUCCAGGAAUCAUUGACGGCGGAAUCUGCGUACGAUACGGUUGACAAAACCAAGCUCAGGGAACGCUCUGCUAGUCCGAGAAAAGUUCCGCAGAACUCUCCGGACAUGACUCCACGUGGACAAUCUCCCGAUAAGUUCGCACGAAACGUCUCACCUAGCAAGACUCCGAAAGAAUCGGCUCCGUUUUGCUCGGUGGAUACAACUCGAGGUACAUCUCCCGUCAAACGUGAUUCCUCUCCGGUGAAGAUCACCUCCGAGAAACUGGUUCGUGAGAACUCUUCCGAGACGUUCAAUGUAGACACAACGAUCACCGUUUCUACUACGGAAAAUAAGCAAACGCAGAAUCAGAUGCGUGAAGAUGUUGAAGUAUUCGACACGAAGAAGCUGGUCACCGAGAACGACGAUAUCACGAUCAACGUAAAGCUAGAAAACGUCACCGAUGACAUCGAAGUGACGACUACAGUAGAGGAAGUCGCAUUGAAGGAUGAGAAGUCGACCGAUGACCAGGAAACUUCCAAAACAACAAAAACUCCCAAGCAGAAACCUCCGCUGGUGCGCAGCGAAACCUUUGAAGAACGGUGCCGUAGAAUCCUGGGAAUGCCCGAAAAGUCCGACAGUAUUGAAGAAACUGCCGAAACGAACACAUCCAGCGUGUUCAGCACCUAUGACAACACGGUGACCCGCAGCUCGGAAAUUCGCGAGAAGCGAAAGAAGAUCGAACAGGAAAUCAAAACCAUCGAAAGCGAAACGAUGCGAGCAGCUCGCAAGACAAACGAAUUCCUCGCAGGCGAACGACGUCCUUCGGCCCCGGCAAGUUCACCCGAUCGCAAGGCAGGCGCGGCCUCACCCACGAAGUCUACGUCCCCUGUUCGGAAGCACUCUCAGCCUUCGCCAGAACGACGUCCUAUGCAGCAACAGCCGUCGAAGGAGUCAUCCCCGGUCAGGAAACAUUCUCAGCCAUCUCCGGAACGUCGUCCUCAGCAGGAGCCUUUGAAGGAAUCAGCACCGGUCAGGAAGCACUCACAACCAUCGCCGGAGAGACGGCCCAAGGAUGACGUCCCUGCUAAGAAACCUGCCGAUAGCUCGCCCGUUCGUAAGCAUUCCCAACCUUCUCCCGAUCGCCGACCAAAGGACGAACAGUCACCUCAGCGUAAGCCAGUCGAAUCGAAAGAAACCUCUCCAGUCAGAAAACAUUCGCAGCCAUCUCCAGUUCGCAAGCCUUCCGAACAGGUAAAGGAACCUUCGCCGCAUCGUUGCUCACGAUCACACGAUCGUUCACCAAGUCCAAAGCUGUCUCCAACCCACACCUCCACUCAUGUCGAAUCCUCCAUGAUCACCAAAACAACCACUUCCAAGGCUGACAUUCUCAUCAACCAGAAGAAGGAAGGCAAGAACAUGUCGGUGACGGAGAUCACGAUCCAACCGGUGAUCGACGUCAAGAAAUCGGACAAAGUUCUCACCAAACAGACCUCGGACACCAAAUUCGACCGCCGUUCAACUAGCAGCCGAGCGGUAACCAACAAGAGCUCGUCCGACUUUGACGUGAAACGUAAGGCCUACGUUGCGGAUAAGGCGGAAUCGGAGAGAACUGCUCGAACUACUACGACCAAGGUCCGAACGCCGGCUACCAGUCCGGAUAAGCGGCGUCCCCUGGACACGAGUCCGACCAAGAUGGAUAAGACUAAACAUCACAUAACGGUGGCGAAGAUCAAGAUCGAACCGGUGCGGAAGCCCGUGGUAGCCAAGGUCGUUGUCGAUGAUCGAUCCUCCAAGCUCGGCAAGACUACGAAGACUACGAAAAAGGUCGUUGAAGAGUACACCGAACCGGAAUCGGACAAGGAUACUGGAAUUUCAGACAACGAGAUGGAAGAUGAAAUGACGACUGUUGAGACUACCACCACUACGGUGACCACCACCAAGAAGAUCGACCGUAAGGACUCAGCACCGGUUAAUCGAACAACCGGAAAAGUGGAGAAAUCCUACCCUCGUUCAUCAAGCGAUAACGUUCUGAAGUCGAACAACACCACCAAGAAGACAACCGCAGCGAAGUCUACAGCGGCUUCCACCAUAACCACCACUUCUUCAAUGACAACCAAGAAAACCGAGCGUCCGGUAAAGUGUGUAACCACCAAGACCAUCAAUCUAUCAGCCAAGCCAACGAUCGAUUCGGACAUCCUGGACAACGUGGUAAUCGAUAUCCAACACGCGAAGUCAUCGCGGGAGCCAACUCCGAACAAGUUGAUUCCGAUUCCGGUUUCACCGGAUGAAGACACCGGCAAGCCUCGCUAUCCGGAUGCAGUUCAAGAACCCGACGAUGAACCUAAGCACGUACCGAAGGUGAGCAACGUGCCGAUUUUCGAAGAAGCUACAAACGAGUACAUUGGAUGUGAAAUCACCGAGGUCGAAGACCACGAGGUUCGAGCAGCCCGUGCCAGUCGGAUUACUAACCUUGACAGGGUGACCGAGGAUGACGAAUCGCUGAUGAGCGUCACCCAGAAGGUGUCCAAGUUUGUUGAGGAAGCUAACAGGUUGAAGGACGCUCAAGCGAAAACGCCCAAUCGGUUCGUGCGAUGCGAGUACGAUGAUAUGGACGAACAUCUCAAGUCGGAUGAGUGUUUGCUGAGCGUAUCGGAUAAGGUUACGAAGUUCAUCUCGACGGCUGAAGAGGUCAAGAAGAUCAGGACUUCGGGACCGUUCGUGCCGGAAUGUAAGGUGACGGUGGACGUGACCGGGUCAGAUGAAUGCUUGAAGAGUGUCAACGAGAAGGUUUCCAAGUUUGCGAACGUGGAUAGCCAGAAGACUACGGAAAGGAAGACUACGGUGGUGACGACUGCAUUGGACGACGUGGAUCGUAGUUUUGUGGAGGAAGAUGAUGAUUCGCUGUUGAGCGUUUCAGAGAAGAAAAAGAAAUUCAUCACCGGAACGACUGCUCCGCAGAAGUCUCCGGAGUUGGUGAAGAACGUUAUGAAGCAGACUAGCAAACACGAGCGCAAUGUGGAUGAAGACUUUGGAAGUCUUGAGUCGGAUCAUAAGACGAAUAUAACGGAGCGUUACACAACGGCUACACUGACCAAGCCGAAAGAUAAGGUUCCACAGAGUGUUGCUCUUAGAAGCACGGAGGCCGUGAAGAAGGCAAAGCAGCUGUUCGAAAGUGGAAACAAACCGGCUGCAGCUGAACUGGCCAGACAGAAGGACAUUCUGAGUCGUCCUUCAAUUUGGGAAGAUCGUCGGAAGAAGGAACAAGCGACCGCGGUAACGACAAGCCAGAAGGAUGUGAAGCUGACCGAUAUCGGUGUAUAUAAGAAACCGCAGGAGAAGGUCGAACCAGAGCCUAAGCAGGAAGAGCCGGCGCAGCCCAAGCAGGAGGCACCGAAGUCACGUCGUGACAGUGGUCCGAAGACCCCAGCUUACAUCAAGGAUACGGUGUCUACCAAGAAGGAUCUGUUUGAAAAGAGAAUUUCUUCUUCUAAGCUGGAAACCAGUGAACUCAUCAAGUCGACCACUUCUCAGGAGGACCGAGCGGAGUACACAUCAACCGGCAAGCGACCUUCCAUUACGGAGAAAUACGAACGCACCAUUGCACGGGACACUCCAACUCCUGGAAAUAAACCGUCGUACAUGAACCACACGGUGAGCUCAUUGGAGCAUAUGAACACUGGUCGUCGUGAGUCCAUCGAUAUGACUCAGAGAUCCGUGAAAGUAGAAGAAACGGUUCAUCACCAGGAUACCUCCAAGUCAACGAGUACCAAGUACGAAGAACUGAAGCGUGCCGAUUCAGGAAAGAAUGUUUUGUCGGCCGCGCCGAAGCGCAAAUCUUCGAUUGACUGCUCAGCUAUUGAAGAUAUCUUUGAGCUGGAGGUGUUGGAGAAGAUGCUGGAGUCGGUGACUGGGUACGAGCAGCGUCGGCGCAUUCGAGCACAGAUACGGUUGGUGAAGAAGUCGGGUGAGAAGCCGACGUCCGCGGUAACGACGACCACUACCACAACUACAACAACCACCAGAACGAAUAGCCGCGUUCGAGAGCCCAGUCCAAAACGUAAGGAUUCCAGCCCCACUCGAACGAUGACAAUGCGUAAAGGUUCGCAAGAUACGGAAGCCAGGGUAACAAAGACAGUUGAGGUGGAGAAGAAGACUGAGCAGGUUCCGCGCAGUGCAAGUCCAACAAAAACCAAACCGUUGACCAAUGGAAAAGCGGCCACGGCAACCACGACUAUCACUACCACGUUGAAGACCUCCAGAUUUGGCGAACGAGUUGUACCGCAGAAGGAGGCGAAGGAUGACAAGCCUAUCUGGGCAACGAGUAACAUUCUGAAGAAGGCAUCGGAGACUACGCGCAGCUUCAGAACAACUUCAACGACUGCUACGCCGAAGAAGACUACGACAACGAUGCGUGAAGUGCCGAAGGAAACCAAGCCUACGGACUGUAUCACUUCGAGCUAUGGUGUGGGACCAACGGACGAAAACGGUUUGCCUCUGUUUGGCAUCAGGGCAUUGAAGAAGAAGUCGGCACCAGCUCCGGAGUCGGAAACGACGACCAAGGUCAGCGGAUCGAUCUUCACGGAAACGCUGUAUUCGGAAAACGGUUCGGCUCCUGUGGGUGAACGCAAGACUACGCUCUACUCUUCAGACGCCAAGGAUUUGGAAAACAUGAAUUUGUCGAGUAGUAAGCGAAGCUUGGCCGAAGUACGAGAGAAGCUGCUGGAACGCGAAAACUCUCGAAAGGGACUUAUCUCGGUGACCAAGACGGAGAAAAUCGGCAACGGAACGAGCCAUGUGACAACGGAAGUCGGUGCUUUGGAGGAUGUUCCCCAGCGAGAUGCCAAGGUAGUCCGGAAAGGUUCCGUCCGGGAGCUAACGGAGCGCUUCGUGCAAAAGGAAUCCUCUUCGUCGCUGAUGUCGGAAAAGACCUAUCCGAAGGCCGGACUGAUCCUGCGAUCGACGCACAGUCAUUCGAGUCGAUCGUCCACUCCCUGCGAGAACGCCUCGUUCCGGUCCGGAUCGGUCGACUUUGACGAAAACGACAUCGAACUGCGAACGAGUACGGCCAAGUCGUCCUUCCGGUCGUCGAUGGCCGCGACCGAGGCCGAAGAAUGCGAAGACGGAGGCGUUGUGUUCCGGAAGAGCCAGAGCAGCAGCAGUAGCCGGCAGCAGCAGACAAGGUCUUUCUUGAACGACGGCAGCCGGGUGUCGGGAGUGCAGGACGUGCUGGAGCGGAUGCGGAACGCCGAUAAUGUGGAAGAGUCCGGUGACAGUGCGGAGGACCGGGAAGCGCGUGCUCUGCUCAACAAGUUCCUCGGUGCGUCGGUGCUGAUGAGCGGUAUGGAGUCGAUGAUGGCCAGCAGCUCGAAGGAGGAAGUGUCGAACGCUGAAGGUGCACCCGGUACGAAAAAGGUCUCCAAAGUUACCACAACCCGCACCGUCAAGUCGACUGCCGCCUCUUCGUCGAGCAACGCCCCAAAACCGAGCGUCGAAAACCUAGAGCAGAUCUGGGACGAAUCCGUACUCAAGCAAUUGUUGGAAUCGUCCACUAGCUACGAGGAACGCCGCAAGAUCCGCGCCCGUCUACGACAGAUCAUGGCCGAAAAAGAAGCCUGUGCCGACAUCGUGGCCAGCGUAACGGCCGACCUGCAACGCGAACGGCAACAACUCCAGCAGCAAAAGAGCAACGACUCGAGCGGCAGCGGCGGCAUCCACGGUGAGUCGCUCUUGUUGCCCCUCCUGCAGGGCAUACUGUUGCACAAUAAGAGCGCUGCUGGGGGCCAGGUCGGUACUGGUAACGGCGGCUCUACGGCCGUCACACUACCGAUCCCACCGGUCGAAGACUCCGGCACAGAGUCCGGCGAAGACCUCCGGCUCCUAGCGGCCGGUUUGCAUGACAACAUCGAAAUGUACCGCGGUAUUGGUGUCGGAAACGCCGUCCUCAACGGCGCUGUCAAUGGUGAUGGUAGUAGUGUUAGUAAUGGUAGAUUGCCGGUAGACUCCGGCGAUAGUAUCUUGCAUGAGGUUACGGCUGCCCUUCAACGGUUACAACUGUCACUAAGGGAUGGGAAAAACAUUCAACUCGGGUCGAACAAACGCAACGCUCUCCUAACUCUUGUCAACCGACUCCAGACCGGUCUUAUGCAACCCGACCAACUUCCCGACCAAGUUUCCCCCGUCAACGAACUUGCCGAUGAUAACGCAGACGACAAGGUAGACUACAACCAGGCUCGACGUGGAAGCUCACGGUUCGCAAAACGACGCAAUCGCAACAACCGCCACACGGUUGGAGUCAGUCGUGAAGAGCUAGCCGACGCACGCCGAUUCAUCGAAGAGAUAGGCCGCAUGGAAAGUCUGUCCGCCCACUCGCACUCAGCCACUCCAGAGAAAUCCAAAACCCCAGAGAAACCCCUUCUUCCAUACUCCCUACAGAAACAGCAGUCUCUCGGUACCGUUCUUCCGUCCAGCCCAUCUGUACCUGCAGCAUCCACCUUCGCCAUGAAACGCCCUAGUCAAUUUGUACCCAAAGAGCUGAACCAAAACCCUGAUCCGGUCCCACUAGUGAACGGCCGCGAUCGUAAGGCAAAGCAGAAGCUCUUCCGCCAAUCACAAAGCUUCGAGCAACCUUCGGUCAACGGCUACGAACUUUCCGCAGCACAACACAAGCCGAUCGAUGUUAAACCCGUUCCCAAGAAUGAGCCCUUCAAAAAGCCCGUCCAGACGGCUGCUCAACGCGCACUGGUCAAAAAGUACUCUUUCAACGAUGGCUCCACUUCGGAAGACGACGAACCUCGCAAAACCGCCGAACAGGUCGUUCUGCAAAAGAACGCCCCCAAAGGUACUACCGUUGUCAAUACGGUUCAAAAGAUCGUCAACCGUGAAGUGAAACAAGAUGCUCCGGCCAAAUCCGUUCAUCCAGCAAUAGCUCGCAAGAACGCCAUCCACCGAAGUCACACUCCGGAGUCCCACGAGGCGCCUGGUGAAAGACCAAUGAACAAAUACACUAGCAAAAAGCUCCGCAUGAAGCGAGCUAACACGAUCGAUAUCCCGAAGAAGCUGCUCGCCAACGGCGCAGACUCGGACGAUGACUCUGACGAUGAACAGCCAAUUAAGCCGAAAGAACGUCCACGCGAAGCCAAAGCCAAGACUCCCGUCGCCACGGCUCCGAAGCCGCCACCCGUCGAAGUGCCGGACUUCAAACCUAAGACUGAGAAUGACUUGAAAUUUAUGGCUUUCCUGCAGAAGCAGAAUCAAGCUACCAAGCAGAUGUGGACCAAUCCGGUUAAGGAACACGUCGGAACCAACAACUGGACCAAUAAGUUCGGCAAUCUGAAGAAUAACUUCGAAUCUGCCGGUAAGCAAAGCAAUCAACCCGCUCCGAUGCGCAGCGCUCCCAAGAAUUCAGCGAUGAAUUUCUGGAAGAAAGCCGAGACCCACUCUUUCGAUGAGUCCCAUCUGCGUCAGCAGGCGAAACCUCCGAAGCCGCUUCACACCAACCACGUGGCUCCAAAACCCCCAACCCUGCCCAAGCUCCCUCCCAAACCAGCGAACAACCCUGUUCAGCAUCCACCGGCUCUUCCGGCCAAACCCAAAACUGCUCCGCAACCGCUUCCUCAGCCGGUUGUUGUGAGCAAACCUGAACCCAAGCAUCCGCCCUCAAUUUCUAGCCAGUUCACCCACGCUCCCACUUCUGCAUUUAAACCCAUACCCAAGAAACUUCCUCCGGCCAACCUGGAUUUCAAACCCGUCCACCAUGAGCCUGAAAUCAUCAAACCUAUCCCCUCGAACGUUUCCUGCGGAAUCGUGAAGCAAAUCGUAGCAACCGGUUUCAAGGAAACUCCAGAGGUCAAGCCCGAACCCAAGCAGGUUCAGCUCGGACUGGUCAAAUCUCUGGCGGCUGCCGGAUAUCACGAGACUCCCUAUGUUCCGCUUCCCAAGAUCGAAAGGACCCCAACGCACCACGUGCUCAACUAUCAACCCCAGAACCCGGAUCGCGCCGAGUCUCCAACUCCACCGGCUCCUUGGGUUGGUAAGAAGACUACGGAUAGUGCCGGGCUCGUGGCCAGCAUCGCUUCGACCAAGUUCGCCGCGAACCAGUUCGGAAUGAAUAAGGCCGGUCUGCCAGCUCAAGCUCCGCUCACCUAUCAGGGUUCGCUCAAGUACAACGAAAAGCCUCUUGCCUUCCAAAUGCCCGAUCGUAUGCAAGGAAAGCGACCAUCGCUACCGGAUGUGAACAAGGCUUCUCAGCCCUCCGUGGCAUCGGAUAACUUUAUGUAUACUUUCACGGAUUACACCCAACCGGAGUCGGUAUCCACGUUCUCGUUGAACCGUAGCGAUUCGUUGACGAAUCCGGAGAAUCAACCGCUGGUGUUGACGAGCACCAAUUCGGUGUACAGUCCGGCGGGGCAACAGAUGAGCUACCUUGGUGUACGGGAGCAUCGAGACUCGGGAUCAUCGUCUCUAUCGCCAUCGAACAUCGUCGUUCCGAUCGAUGACGACGUGGACGACCUGGACUCCCUGGACUCGCAAGAAAUGCGAGUGGUAACCAAGGUCAUGCGAGCUCCGGUUAGCCAGCAAGCCAGCUAUUCCAGCAACAAGACAACGCAUUUGAAUAGUGGAGGCGCGGAUGAUCGUGGAUCUAUGAUUGCGCAGAACCUUCACAGCUCUCUGAAGAAGAUCCAGCAGAAGAGUCCGACGCCGCCGAACAAGAUUGCUAUCGCUGCGGCGGCGGCUGCUCAGAAGCGAUUCUCGCAUGACUACAGCGGUUCAUCCGAUGGCCUGUCGCCAUAUGGACAACGAUCGGCGCCACAGUUCGCGCUUCCGAAGGUGGAGAUAACUCCUCAAACACCUGCCAGUGCUGUUCCACAAGUCCAGCCUCCUCAGUACGGUUUACCAGCGCAUGUGAUCUACAACCAUGUGCCUGGCGUUUCCCCGACCCGCCCUGCAUACCAACCGGCUCCACUGGCUCGUACGGACUCUUGGGUACGGUUGAACCAACAACCAGCUCCGAAUGCGUUGUCACGAGCCAAGUCCAGCCACACCUUAGCUGUUCCCCAAAGCUACGACGGAGGCUAUGGACAGCCGAACCGAAACGUUUCCGAUAAACAGCGCACAAUGGAGGCGUACUUCGCCGGUCAGAAACCCACGAUGAAUGCUCUCUCCAAGACUUCUUCCUCGCAUAACAUUUUGAGGGACAAAUCCGGCAUGUCACAAAAUGGCGCCCGACCCGUGUCGUAUGCCUUGGGGCACAGCUACAAUCCAGCACAGUACAACAUAAUGACCUCGCAGCACGCUGGAAGCAGUUACCAACAGCAGCAACAGCAGCAGCAGCAGUCGCCAAUGUACGCGCAACGAGCGCCACCUAUGAUGGCGCAGCAGCAGCAACCACAGUACUAUCAACCUCAGCUGGGUGGCGGUCUGUCACGUAGCCGGACCAUGCCUCAUAUACCGAUGAACAACGUGAGUCUUCUGGACGAGGACAACGUGGAGGAUGCAUUUGAACAGCUCAUGAGCCAAUCGUUCGCCGUGUAAGCUGCGGGCGAGUCGCGCUCGUAGCGGAGCAACGAGGUCAACCCCCGAAGUAGACUUCCGCACGCCGACCCCAGGAGGGGUCGUAGGAAGUUGAAACCACCAUUCCAUGUAGUGUUUACUGUGGGAUUUCUGUGUUUUGUUUUGUAUAUGAUCGUAUUCUGGGCGACGAACGAAUCGAAUCGAAGCAGGCUGUGUGUGUGAAGACUGCCUGAGCAAGUUCCGUAGGAGAAAGAACAGUAGGCUGUGUAGACUAUCUACCAUAGGUUGAUAUUAGCGAUCGAAGAAAAGCGUUAGCGCGUGUGUUUGUGCGACGAAAUCGGUGGAACUCCAUCAAGGCAAGCACCAACAAAUCGAAGACAUUGCCAAUACCCACAUCAAAACUCUCGCAUGCAGUUGUUUUGCUAAGCCGUUUACUGCAUUCUUACUACUACUACUGUCGUUUUGUUUCAUUGGAAAACUCUGUGGAACGCUUGGAUUUGAUGUACGUGUCAAACGCUUAGUCGUAUAACUCGUGUUUGGAAAGAAAUCCGGACAUUUUGUUGUUACGGGGACAUGAACUGAUAUUUUUUGUUUUUGGUGAAGAAGUGCCUCUUUGAAUGAUUCGCGCCGCUGUCACUGUUACACAUUUUGUGAUGAAAUUUUUGGAUAGAGGACAUCCUAUCGCCUAAGAGCAUAAACCUCGCCAGAGUGCGCCACUGAGCAAUUCCAUAGUCGGAUGAUUCUACUACUACUAUUACCACCCAACGGCAAAAAAAAAAAACAAAGCAAACUGGUCGUGCAAGCGUCGUCCUGUCUAGAUGUGCAUCCUAACAACCACGCACGCCGGGUCCCAAAGAAGGGCCCAUCCAGCCGCACUCUUGACCACCCUCGAACUAUGUGAUUGAUGUGCGUAUAGAGAGGCAAGGUACCCUACCCUACUGUACGCAUCGGUAGAAAGCCCAAAGUAACCACUACGUCAUCCUCAAAGGUCCAGUCACAAGAUGGCGGCGUGGUAACCACCCGAACGACAGUGACAACCAAAACGGUUGGCCCAGCGAAACCCAUGUCCGCGAUGGCAAAAUUCCGACAACUUGAUAAGCAAA